Molecule: messenger RNA, 1585 nt
Organism: Drosophila teissieri
Lineage: Eukaryota; Metazoa; Arthropoda; Insecta; Diptera; Drosophilidae
Product: protein krueppel
Exons: 2
Coding region: 77-1585 (502 amino acids)
Biological process (GO): regulation of transcription by RNA polymerase II
Molecular function (GO): DNA-binding transcription factor activity; RNA polymerase II cis-regulatory region sequence-specific DNA binding
Source: RefSeq, a predicted model, not a curated record
GAAUAAUUUAAGUGUUUGCUGAGUGAAGGAGAAAAUUGCGCGAGCACACAAUUAUAAGCACAGGAAAAAUUUAUUGAUGUCCAUAUCAAUGCUUCAAGACGCACAGACGCGAACUUUAGCUGCUGCAUUAGCUGGCAUAAAACAAGAGGACGUCGCUCUGGACCGUUCCAUGUCGCUAUCGCCUCCCAUGUCGGCCAACACAUCAGCCACAAGCGCCGCUGCGAUGUACCCAGCUAUGGGUCUCCAACAGGCGGCAGCUGCCUCAGCUUUCGGAAUGCUUUCACCCACCCAACUUCUGGCUGCAAACCGUCAGGCUGCUGCAUUCAUGGCCCAACUGCCCAUGAGCACAUUGGCCAACACGCUCUUUCCACACAAUCCGGCGGCUUUGUUUGGGGCUUGGGCUGCCCAACAGACGCUCCCGCCCCAGGGCACGCAUUUACAUUCGCCGCCCGCCAGCCCACACUCGCCGCUGUCUACGCCUCUAGGCAGUGGGAAGCACCCGUUAAGUUCCCCCAACAGCACACCCCAGCACCAUGAGCCAGCGAAGAAGGCUCGAAAAUUGUCGGUUAAGAAGGAGUUCCAGACCGAGAUCAGCAUGAGUGUAAACGAUCUUUACCAUACACCGGGAGGCCCCAUAUCUCCGCCCUCCAGUGGCAGCUCUCCCAACUCAACGCACGACGGAACGGGUGGCAAUUCUGGAGGUGUCGCUGUCUCCAAGGACCCAUCUCGCGACAAAAGCUUCACCUGCAAAAUAUGCUCACGCAGCUUUGGCUAUAAGCACGUGCUUCAGAACCACGAACGUACCCACACCGGUGAGAAGCCUUUCGAAUGCCCGGAGUGCCACAAACGGUUUACUCGUGACCAUCAUUUAAAAACCCACAUGCGUCUGCAUACUGGAGAGAAGCCAUAUCAUUGCUCGCACUGCGAUCGGCAAUUCGUUCAGGUGGCCAAUCUUAGAAGACAUUUGCGAGUACACACUGGCGAGCGUCCCUAUACGUGUGAAAUCUGCGAUGGCAAAUUCAGUGACUCCAAUCAGCUAAAGUCACACAUGCUGGUUCACAACGGCGAAAAGCCGUUCGAGUGCGACCGCUGCCACAUGAAGUUCCGACGGCGCCACCAUCUGAUGAAUCAUAAGUGUGGCAUUCAGUCGCCGCCUACUCCAGCUCUUUCACCAGCCAUGAGUGGAGAUUACCCCAUGGCAGUCUCCGCAAUGGCUAUCGAGUCAUCCACGAAUAAAUUUGCGGCAAUGUGUGCCAACUAUGGAGGUUCGGACGAGUCGGUCGACAUGGAAAAAGCAACAACGGAAGACGAUGGUCCAUUGGAUUUGUCUGAGGAUGGAGCCAGCUCUGUAGAUGGUCAUUGCAGCAGCAUCGCACGACGCAAGGCACAGGACAUUCGCCGAGUGUUUCGCCUACCUCCACCGCAAAUCCCUCACGUACCCAGUGAUAUGCCUGAGCAAACCGAGCCAGAGGAUUUGAGCAUGCAUUCGCCCCGCUCGAUCGGAUCUCAUGAGCAAACCGAUGAUAUAGACUUGUAUGAUUUGGAUGAUGCCGCUGCUCCUUAUAUGGGCCAUACACAACAUUAG